UUAUUUAGCUUAGCUAGCGAGCUAGCUUGCUCUUUUUAAAAUGCCCCCGUGAUUACCUCGCCCACGUUAAAUUUGGAGAUAGAUUAGCCUUUACGAAAAAUACUAUUUUGUAUUUUAAUAUACUGCGAUACACUGUAUGGGCUAGGCCCCGCCCGUCCGUAGAGGUAAACAGUAUCGGGCUCGAGCUGGGACGUAGCAGCCUUCGUCACCCCACUGGAAUCGUCGCAUGUAAAUGGGAAUAACAAUAAUAAUUGAAUAAAUAACAAUCAUUUCGCUAUGAAUUGUCGCUCAGAAGUUCUUGAAGUAACAGUGGAAGCGAGGCAGGUUGAAGAAGCUAUGCUGGCUUUGCUGCACACCAUUUUACUGCAUCGCAGCUCCGGGAAGUUCCACUACAAAAAGGAGGGCACGUACUCCAUCGGCACCGUGGGCACGCUCGACAUCGACUGUGACUUCAUCGAUUUCACCUUCGUCAGGGUGUCCUCGGAGGAGCUGGACAGAGGGAUCCGGAGAGCUGUGUCUGAGUUCAAGGAUGCCUUGAGCAUCUCUGGGAGCGAUGGCGUGGGGCAAAUCUCCCUGGAGUUCUACCAGAAGAAGAAGUCUCGCUGGCCUUUUUCUGACGAGUGCAUUCCCUGGGAAGUGUGGAGCAUCAAGGUCAACGUUGUCAACCUGGCCAAUGAGCAGGAGAGGCAGAUCUGCAGGGAGAAAGUGGGCGAGAAGCUGGGCGAGAAGGUGAUCAAUGUCGUUGAGGUCAUAAACCGCCACGAAUACCUGCCAAAGAUGCCCACCCAGUCUGAAGUGGACAAUGUUUUCGACACCAGUCUCAAAGAUGUCCAGCCCUACCUUUACAAAAUCACAUUCCAGAUCACAGACACUCUGGGCACCUCUGUAAGCACGACAAUGAGACGGCUGAUUAAAGACACCCUGGCGCUGUGAGGAUGCUUCAAGACAGAAAGAAGAAAGAUCUGGAUGAUUUUAUCCAUAAAAGUACCUAUAGUCUUGUCUGACAACUCUUUUUCUGAUCAAAAACACAAUUUGAAAGCUCUACUGGUGCUAAAUUGAGGCCGUGUCAGUGUAACAGCUAAUCCGUCAUUUAUUUUAUGUCUCUGCUAUGGUUUCGGUAUUGCUUGUACCUUAAGAAUCUUGAUUAUGUAGUGUCGAUUCAAAAGACGUUUUGUUUUUUGCAAACUUUUUCUUUCCAAAUUAUCUUCACCUUCCUCAUCUAGAAAUGCAGAGUUAACACAUUUGCAAACUAUAUGGCUUACGUUCACUCUAUAUCACUGACAUUCUCUUUGUUGUUGAUAAUGUCAGAUCUGUAAAUUAUUGUUAAUCUUUGACAAUAAAUGUUGUUCACUGUAACUGAUGAUA
Etheostoma spectabile (orangethroat darter) is the source of this 1365-nucleotide messenger RNA. It is a transcript of the gene atg101, whose product is annotated as autophagy related 101. Gene Ontology annotation, biological process: autophagy; autophagosome assembly. Gene Ontology annotation, cellular component: phagophore assembly site; Atg1/ULK1 kinase complex. The coding region runs from base 277 to 933 and encodes 218 amino acids. The transcript is spliced from 2 exons. Lineage: Eukaryota; Metazoa; Chordata; Actinopteri; Perciformes; Percidae. The record is from RefSeq and is a predicted model, not a curated record. Gene Ontology annotation, molecular function: protein kinase binding.